AUGCGGCGACGCGCGCGCGCGUGGUUCAUCGUCUCCUGCGCGUCACUCGCCGUCGUCGACGCGCAAUCGUCGUCACCGACGCCCUCGAGUUCCGCGUCCCAGGCAACUGACUCGAACACAAAGGUGCACGAGUACCUGAAUUUCGACGUACGAUUGAUCAACACCGACGUGAGCGAUCAGUUUUUCUCCACCACGACGGAUGACGACGGCGCGGGUGGGGUGAAUCACUUCGCGUGCGAUUUCGGAUGCGUGGACAGCGCGGAGGUGACGUUGGAGUUUUGCGACGCGCGCGUGGCGUACUCGUUUUGUAAGCGCGGCGACCCGACGACGUUGGACGCUUCGUCCAGCGAUCAGGACGCGGUUGAUAUCAUGGAACGAGCGGUUCGUAAACAGUAUUUAAAUUUGAUGCGGGCGUUCGCGCUGAGAGGAUUCGAGCCCGGCGCCGGGUGUCGAGCGACGCUUCGAAGGUGGUUCUGUUACGAGUACUUUAAUCGGUGCACGGUGGACGAGACCAAGUUCAUGCCAACGUGUCGAAGCGUUUGUGAACAGAUAAAGAAUGAUUGCGGCGAGGCGAAUUCCGCGUUCGUGGACUGCGACGUGGAGUACGAAUCGUUCGACAUGUCGGGAUCGACGCCGCCGACGUUUUACACGGGCGGGACGUACGUCAACGGGACGUACGUGAACACUGAAGAAGGGAAAGCGAGCGGGUCGUACAUCACCGGAACGAAACCGAACGGGGAGAACGGUACGCUGGUGUUCGAACUGGCCUCUGGGAAGUGUACGGGCGCCGCCGCGUUCGCGAGCACGCGCGGCGCGUUUUUCGUCGCCGUCUCGCUCUUCCUACUCGCGAUUGAUUAG
Molecule: messenger RNA, 858 nt
Organism: Ostreococcus tauri
Lineage: Eukaryota; Viridiplantae; Chlorophyta; Mamiellophyceae; Mamiellales; Bathycoccaceae
Product: Frizzled domain
Exons: 1
Coding region: 1-858 (285 amino acids)
Molecular function (GO): protein binding
Source: RefSeq, a predicted model, not a curated record